Sphenostylis stenocarpa is the source of this 813-nucleotide messenger RNA. Lineage: Eukaryota; Viridiplantae; Streptophyta; Magnoliopsida; Fabales; Fabaceae. The record is from the annotation of a GenBank genome assembly.
AUGAGGUUUAACCUACUGAAACUUCUUGCUUUCAUGUGGUUGUGGUUGCGGUGGAGUACUUAUAUUCAUGUUCAAGCAGCAGAUGACAGUUUAAAGCACGGCAACUUCGUGCUUCAACAACUUCACCCUAAUGGGACUAACACUCUCUUGUGGCAGAGUUUUGAUUAUCCCACCUACACUUUGAUCCCCACCAGGAAGUUAGGUGUUAAUCAUAAAACAGGCCAUCAUUGGUUACUGGUUUCAAAGUUGACCGAAGUGCUUGCGACUUCAGGUGCCUUUAGUCUUGAAUGGGAACCGAAGGGACAAGAACUGAUCAUGAAGAAACGAGGAAAAGUUUGUUGGCGAAGCGGGGAAUUGAGGAACAAUAGAUUUGAGCACAUUCCGGAGGAUGCACAACGCGUGUUGAAGUACAGCAUAGUGUCUAAUGAGGAUGAAGACUCCUUCUCCUUCACAUCUACUAAUGAAAAUCAUACACGUGAUGGAGGGUGCCAAAGAUGGCAGGAGAUACCUAAGUGCAGGAAUCCUGGUGAUGUGUUUACCAAAAAGAUUCUUUACCCCAAUUAUGAGGAUGUAAUAGUUGAUGAAAAUGAAAAUAUUAGUCACAGUGAUUGUGAGGCCAGUUGCAUUGGAUUCCGAGUAUUCAAUUCUGAUGGAACUGGAUGUCUAUUAUAUCAUUGGAAUUCAUCAGAAAAUUAUACUAUUGGCACCACUGUUUCUGGUCUAGACAUUUACUUAGUGGAGAACACACGGAACAUAACACCGCAUCAUCACGGUAGGUCAAAUGCCAACUUCCUCGUGCUUUUUUUUUAUUAG